Anoplophora glabripennis (Asian longhorned beetle) is the source of this 2076-nucleotide messenger RNA. RefSeq names its product NCK-interacting protein with SH3 domain. Lineage: Eukaryota; Metazoa; Arthropoda; Insecta; Coleoptera; Cerambycidae. Gene Ontology annotation, molecular function: Arp2/3 complex binding; protein binding. The transcript is spliced from 7 exons. Gene Ontology annotation, biological process: endocytosis. The coding region runs from base 95 to 1987 and encodes 630 amino acids. The record is from RefSeq and is a predicted model, not a curated record.
UUCAAAUAUAAACAAAAAAUAGGUGUGACAGUGAAUUUUCAAAUACUUUCUCUUUAAGAAAUUUGUAAAUUAAGAAUUAUACACUAAUUACAUUAUGUCACAGAAUAUAAUUUUAACAGGUAAUUUGGACAUGUUACAUAGUUUAUAUGACUUCAAAGCAACAUAUGCCAAAACUUUAAGCUUUAAGAGUAAUGAAUAUUUCCUCUUGCACCAAACUAACACGAAACACAAAAACUGGUGGGAAGUUAUAAACGAAAGGGGUGAAAUGGGAUACAUACCAUCAAAUUAUGUGGAAACGGUUACUGUAAAUCCUUCCUUUUACAUACAAUUUCUGGAGAACUGCAUAGGGCAUUUGAGGAAAAGUGAUGUGCCAUCGGAAUGUACUAUUGGUGACAGGAAUGAAAUCAUUAGUAGAUUAAAAGAAAUGAAAAGACAAGUGGAACAGUUACCUGAAAUCUCCAGAAAUUCCAUCGGUGCAGAUUACGAUGAUAUGCCACCAUUACUCUUUAAAAACUCGGAUGGUAAGUUAGAAACGAUUAAACCUAUCUCCACAUCAAACUUUUAUACUUUCAAUUUGUCAGAUGCGCAAAAUUUUCGACCCAUUUUGGAAGAGCCUAUAAAGCCCAUACAGAAAGGUUUUAGUAGGGAAUCCGUAAGGAAAUCGAUUGAGAAUAUUCACGAAGAAGUUAAGUCUGAAAUAUAUGAUCACAAAAAGUCUGAUUCUAACAUUUCCACAACGAUUAGUAAUACCUCUCCUGCCAUAACACAUCAGUCGGUAUACGAAUUAGUAGAAAGUGUCAGAAUUAACACCCAACUCUCACACGAGAUGUCGCGUAUAGCUGUGGUAACCGUAGUCCAAGGAUUGCAUGAACUAUUGCCGGCCUCUGUGUUCCCCUAUUUAAGCACAAUACUGUCCCACACACAAACUACUCUAGUCGAUGACGUGCAGAUUGAUCAAACCCACGACGCUAGUCGAUUGAAAAUAAUUUUUAACGAACUGACUUCAUGUAAGGAGGACUCCCAACAACGCAGCUGGAUGCUACACGAAGACGAAGCCGUUAUUAAGGAGUAUAUUACCGAACUCAUUUCUAUAUUGUCCAACGCAGAUGCGAGUAUAUCGAGGCACGUCAUAUCUUCCGAUCAAUAUCACGUUAUUACCACUUUAAUCCAGUAUUAUCAGAUGGAAGUUAGGUGGUCCAUUAGGCAGCUGUUGUUACAAGCUUUCGGUGUGCUCUGCAGCUUGGAUAAGACGGUCAUAAAUAUUAUGCUGAAUUCUGUCUUGCCCGGGGAAUUAGCAAGAGACAUCAUGACAAAUCCGAGGAACAUUCCUAAAUUGAAUUAUUCAUCUUUGCUGUUAACGAUGGUGUUUUCUAUGGGGGAACCAAUGCCCGUGACGCAUUAUGAAUUUCUUGGAAAGCGCUUCCUCGCUUUCGUGUUAGACAACAUAGAAUAUCCGCCAGAUACAGACUUGGAUGAACAAAUUCCGGACCUCUUUUUAAAUUUGAUUAUAUCAUUUAACCUUCAGUUUACCGAUGAGUUGGAAAAUCCCUUAUUGUCCGCACUAGAGGAGAGGGAUGUCGCAAAGACCUUCACAGAAAAAAUACUGUUGCUUAUAAAUAGAGAAGAGGAUCCUGUAAGGAUUUUUGACCAUGAACCUGCUCCACCUCACUCUCUUUUGAAAUUGUUUAACGACCUCUUUAGUCGAAGGUCCACGGCGAGUUUAUUCUAUACUAACGACAUAAAGGUUUUGAUUGAUAUUAUCGUUCGGAAUAUUUCCGAUUUAUCACCAGGGGAUCAGAGGAGGCAGCAAUAUCUUGAGCUAUGCAGAAGAGUUAUGAGGAACACGAAUUAUGAAGAACACAAACACAAAAUCGAUGAAAUCCUGAAAUGCUUCACCAGGAUAUUUUGUGAGGAGAGUGAUAUGAGCAAAUACGACCAAAAAUUAGUCAAAGAUAUAUCCAAUGAAUUCCCACAUUUAUUUAAGUAGAGGCGCACGUAUAUGUAUAUUCUUUGCUUUGUGUUUUUGUGAUAUUUUAUUUCUGUUUAUAUUUUAUAUUUUUUUAUAUGUUCAUUAUA